AUGCCGGGCGUGCAUCCCGUGUGCUGCACGCUGCUGCCGCCGCCGCCGUCGAGCGAGAGAGGCGCAGUGCGUCGGGGCGCCUUCGACGCGGCAUGCGCCGCCACCGGACGCACACCCCCUGUCUCCAGCGAGCGUGUGCAAACUCAUCAUCUGAAAUCAUCACAAAACAAACAGAAUGUGCAAGAUGAAAUUACAGACCUUAAACAAAUCGAUUUCGUGCCGAAACAAGCGAAAACGAAAUGCAGUCGUCCACGUCGAUGCAAUCAGACUGGAAUUCAUUCCGUUUGGUUUCAUGGUCUCAUGGUAAUCCGAUUGAUUAAAAAGGAGAAUCAAAUUGAUCUAUGACAUCAAAAAUUACUUCAUUUGAUCAAAUAUGGAGUAAAACAACAUGAUGCGCACUGAACACGUGACCUGAGGCAGGGGGUAUUGUUAAAUAACGUAACAAUAACGAUUUAAUUUAAAAAUUACGAAUUAUUAAACAACCUGGACGUUUUUAAUUAAUUUGUUUUUCCGCAUCGACACCACAUCCAAAGCACGCGUUAAAUUACACGCAGUAAACUAAUUUUAUUAUUGUCGUCGGAGAUCUAAUGCGGAGUUUAGGUGGGCCGUAAACGUAAUAAUAAAGUGUUUGUGAUUAUCAAAGUGUAAAGUGUGAUUGUGUGAACAAAGCUCAAAGACAUCCAGGAAGCGCAAAAAACGGAUAUUUCAUUAAACACCUAACGGGAUUCAACGUCUCUAAUCGGAUCAAUACUCAAUCAGAUUUUCAAGUUUUAACUACAGUUAAGGAAGGUGAAAUGAAUAAUUCUCAACAUUCCUGAGUUAUCCAUGAAAAAAAGGUUAUAUUUUUAACGCGCGAAAGCGACAUACAUGCAAGCGAUGCGACGCAGACUGGUUUGGUUAGUUUUCGGGCAUGCUCUAGUAGUAGUAGGGGAACACGAUGGCUGACGCAGGUCGCACUCCAGUCGUGCUGCAUCAGGGACCCUUUGACAUGUGUGCCAUCAGUAAAAAUGAUCUGAAUAUCUACCAAAAUAGUGAACUAACUCCUGGCGACUCCAGAUUCAGCAAAGUUGUGUCUACUGCUUCAAAAUCAAGUGUGCGUUGCGUGUUGGGAGCAAAAUGCGCCGCGUCCCUAGCGGACCGACGCCGCGCCAAGCUACGCCACGCCCUACUCGGCGGCCAUUAAGCUCUCCCUGCCGCAUUGCAUGCUGGAAAUUUACACUGUUAUUACGACUGUCUCAUUCAUCAAGACGAUGGGAUGAGCUUGAAACUAGUUGCAAGCAUGUACAUGAUGCAAUUUACAACAUUUAAUUACAAUCUAAAUAGGAUCUACGAGUUUAUCUACUUCAUGCAGUUCGUAAAUCAACGCAGGAAUUAAAAUUGAUAUGAUGGCAAAACAUUGCUUUACAUCUUUACAAUGCCAGGUUUAUUUUCUUUUACACAAAAUUGAUUUUGAGCUAGCAGAGCGCUAAAAAUCGAGCAUUAAUCAUGUGCAUUUGGUAUUUCUGCGGUGUGGUCGAGCGUGCAAUCGUAAAUCGCGGACGUCAUAAAUCGUCCGCAGCUCCGAGCGUCGGUCUCCCGGAUAAAGUCGGCAUUGUGUGAUUUAAGCUCGUUGAAUUAUGCAAGUCGCUGUGUGUGUAAAUUUUGCUCGUUCUCAUUGCUUUUGCGCUUUGCUCAGCGAAAGGAAAUUUAACUUUCAAACAGUUUUCAUGCAUUCCGCGAUUAUUUACAGUUUCCCUCAACCUUCAAAGCUUCAAAAUUGUGUAAACAUAUUUCAACGGUUUUUACUCUUUGUUGAUGGGUAGAAGGUGUAAAACAAUUAUCGCUUUGUAGGUUUUGUAAGCACCUAUAGAAUGCGGUGAAUGUGUUUGACAAUCGGCGAUUAAACGAGUGUAAACGACGUUAGAAAAACUCGGGCAAUAAUUGUUUACGUGCCGGCGCAUUUCGCCAGAGUUAACUAUACCGACGUGCAGCGACGCAUAUCGGUGGCAGUUAUUUUUUUUCUGCCGCUGUUUUCCGUCCGGCUUCCUCUUGCGGAGGUGCCGAUUUACCAUGUUGUUUAUUAAACGUGCCGCUGGCUGCCCUAUCGGCACUAUUGCCGUCGCGCGCGAAACGUCAUGUACUUUCUUCGCGGCGCGCUUCUGUGCGACGCGCAAAGAGAAGAAACACUCGUCGCCGACGUGCAAGAAGUGCGCGGCACGCCGAACCUCUCGACCUUACGACGAACUUUACGACUAAUAAAAAGCCGCUUUACGACAUUUUAACGCGCCGUUACCACUUUUACUAACUACUAACAAGCCUCAUUACGAUACUGGCAAUGGGCACGUUUACGUACUACGAUAUUGCUCCACGCGCGCGCUCCUCCCGCCGAAACGGCGCUUCUUGCCACCCCUUUUUGCCAUUUUCCAAGCGCCGCCGUGUGUAGCUUCAGUUUCACGCAUAAUGCGCCGCAUAGGCUCGAGAUAACAGCCUUGCGAAGCAAUGUCGUGAAGCAGAUCAACAAUAACGAAGGAAACACACAGGAAAACAACACGGCGGGCCCAAAAAAAGACCUAUAAUAAGCAAAGGCGAGGAGCAUCAUCGAUGGAGACCCGAUCCGUUUUUAUUACCGUUAUAGGCACUCGAUACCCGCCAUCACGGAACGGGUUUCCUUUCGGCAAUCGCGCUAUCUAGAACAAACACCGAGAGAACCCUCCAACGUUAUUUUUUGGGCCGGCGGAUCGCUUUCAAUUUCUUUUCUGUUUGUCGACUGGAGGCCUGUCAGCUAACCUGACGCGCGAUGAGGUCUUUUAUUUUUCCCUCGUCGACGCAGCGUCCAAAAAUGGAAAAAGCACCAACUAUGCCAAAGUGGAACGACGUCGAUCAGGGGCAGAGGAAGAUGUUUUUUUUUUCUUCGAGAAAUGAACGCCUGCACAAACAGAGCGAUAACCAAGUUCUCACGAUAACUAGGUAUAAAAAUAAAUGCGAGGACAAGAAACUGAAACUAAACUAAUACAAAUAAUAAGAGUGAGAUCAAGAAAUCAAGAGAAUAAAGGCCUUGGUUUUCAAGGUACAGAAAAAUCACAUAAAAUAGGAAGAUAUAUUUUGGCGAACGCAAACAAUCUCAAUCAUCACUUAGAUUUAUUAAAGUAAAAUUUAUUUUUAGAAUCACGUACGAGAUUGAAAUUAAAUAUUUAAUUUGUUUUUCUAGUUUAUCAUGAAACUUUUUAUUUGUUUUUUGUUUAUUGAUUUUGGGUCGAUUUUCUUAUCUUGAAUAAAAAUAAUACAAGCGAAUUCGAAUUCGUGCCUGUGAUUAUAUUGCUUGCGAUAGAGAACGUUUGACAUAGUAAUUUUCCAAAACGUUAACAUGUAAGACAUUUCAAAUAUCCAAUGCAGUGAAUACUCAAAACAAGCGCCCUUUUAUUAAGAAGCCAAGAUUUCAUACACUUUCGUAAAGCUUCACGCGCUUCACAUGCUGAUGAUGUGUUUCGUGUUUCAUGUUGCCUGCGUUCAAUGAGACGAUUGGCCGCUUCGAGCAAUGUGCUGAUUCGAGUCCAAGAUGCGCGCAGCAACGCAUGAAAACACCAAAACACCUUAAUUAACUUCAUUACAGAAAAUAACAGAAUGCGUAUUUUCAUCAUACAUUAUUAUUACCUACUACUUUUCUUCAAGCUAGUUAUACUUAAUACUUAGAUAUAGAUAUGUGUUAUUUUGUUACAAUAUAAAGUUUUUCUAUUUUAGAAUUUGUAGCCUGGUGGUGUUGGUGGAACGUGGGGCGUUUGCGCGGCGGCGAAACGAUUUCGGUGGCUCGUUCCGUUGGUCGUUCGCAGCGUGCGCCAACGACUUCUUAUUGACCAUAAAACUACCAUUGUAUUGAUUGUAAAUGUUUUUCCGCGCAUUCGGUGCGCGUUGCUUCACGGCCUGCGCGCAGAACCAGUCCUCAUCGGGCUUGCGCCCGGCGAACGAUCCGACCCCGCUCGUUUCCAACGCCUGCGUGUCCAACUUCUGCUAUUCUUCCAUGAGAGGCGCCACUACCCUUAACACUCAUCCCAUCAUCCAUGAAAAUCUUGAAUAUAAUCUGAAAUUCAAACGUUUUAAAAAUCUCUAAAUCUUUAUAAAAAUUUCUAGGUUAGUUUAUGCUACUUGAACGCAAUUUCAACAAAUGCCAGCAACACGUGCCCUCCUCACUCAAAAGCCUCAGAGCUUUCACAGUUGCCGUAGUAAAAUCGACAUUUUACGACUUGUGUAUACUAGACGAAAAUAAAAUGAAAAUUUUGAAGAA
Molecule: messenger RNA, 4258 nt
Organism: Dalotia coriaria
Lineage: Eukaryota; Metazoa; Arthropoda; Insecta; Coleoptera; Staphylinidae
Exons: 12
Coding region: 1-345 (114 amino acids)
Source: RefSeq, a predicted model, not a curated record